ACAGAAAGAGAGAGAGAGAAUCAGCAGUGUGUGUGUGUGAGAGAGGUUGAAGGAUCACUUCUAUCCCGUCUUGUUUUGGGGAGACUAACCUUGUUCAUCUGAGCAUUGUGGGACUGUUUUAUGUUGUUGUCAAGAGAGACGGACCCUUACUCCAGCAUGCUCACUGAGCCUGAGCUACCUCAGGAGUGUAACAGGAUGUCUUCCAAGCGACCAGCCUCUCCAUAUGGGGGGACAGAUGGAGAGGUAACCAUGGCAACCAGCAGACAGAGAGUGGAGGACGAGGAGAGUGAGGGGCUAGGUGGUGUCAUCCACCUCCCCCUGGCUUCCUACUGUGGCAAGGUGUCCCCUCGCUCGCCCCCCAGCCGCAACUUGGACAGCCCCCCCAACACAGACCAGGAUGGUACUAAGGGGAACUCUCUGAGUCCUUACCCCCAGCACAUUGCUACCUCACCAGGCAAAGAGGAAGGUGGAGGCAUGGGGCGGGCUUGCAAUGAUGUUGGCUCAGUCACAGGCACCCUGGGGACCCCCGAGAGGCGCAAGGGCAGCCUGGCAGAUGUGGUGGACACACUGAAGCAACGUAAGAUGGAGGAGCUGAUCAAGAACGAGCCAGAAGAGGCCCCCAGCAUUGAGAGGCUGUUGUCAAAGGACUGGAAGGAUAAACUUUUGGCCAUGGGCUCAGGGCACAUCGGUGAAAUCAAAGGUACUCCAGACAGCCUGGCGGAGAAGGAACGCCAGCUCAUGGGCAUGAUUGGCCAGCUAAGUAGCCUGAGGGAGCGGCUAAAGGAGGAGCAGAAGAAGCUGGCCGCCUCGCAGAUGGAGAAGCAGAGGCAGCAGAUGGAGCUAGCCAAGCAGCAGCAGGAUCAGAUUGCCCGGCAACAGCAGCAGCUUCUGCAGCAGCAACACAAAAUCAACCUCCUGCAGCAACAAAUCCAGCAGGUCCAGGGCCAACUCCCUCCACUGAUGAUUCCCGUCUUCCCCCCAGACCAGAGGACUCUGGCAGCGGCUGCAGCCCAGCAAGGCUUCCUCAUGCCCCCUGGCUUCAACUACAAGCCUGGCUGCAGUGACCCCUACCCUCUUCAGCUCAUCCCAACAACAAUGGCUGCUGCUGCAGCUGCUACACCAGGCCUGGGACCUCUGCAGCUCCAGCAGUUGUACGCAGCUCAGCUGGCAGCAAUGCAAGUUUCCCCAGGGGCCAAGCAGCAUGGAGGCAGCCUGCCGCCCCAAACCAACCUGGGCACACACUCCCCACCUAGCAACACACACAUACAGACUGACAAGUGCCGCAGCUCCCCACCACCAAGCAAGACCAAGGACAGUGAGAGUGCACAGCCACUGAACCUGUCGGCCAAGCCUAAGGCAUCCGAGAGCAAGUCACCCAACUCCCCCCCAACUUCCCCACAGGUCCCUGUUGCUGCUGCUGCUGCCAAGCUGGGCCCCACCGGCUCUAUGAAGCACAGCGCCACCCCCUCCAGCAUUGGAGGACCACCAUCCAGAGUCAGCUCAAUAGCAGACUUGUUGUCGUCGCUGUCUUCGACAGCCUACCUGAAUGACCACGAGGCAGUGACCAAGGCCUUCGCCGAGGCCCAGCAGAUGAAGGAGCAGCUGAAAAGAGAGCAGCAGGUCCUUGAUGCCAAGGUGGCUGCUGUCAGCAACCUUGGUCUCAACAAUGGACGCUCGGAUAAGGACAAGGCUGCCUUGGAGAGUCUGAGUCAACAGCUGAAGCAGCAGUCGGAGGACAAGUUCGGCCAUGCCAUGCUGGAUUUCACCAUGAGCGGAGACUCUGACGGCUCCCCCAGUGUGUCAGACUCCAGAAUAUUUCGGGAGUCCCGGGGUCGUGGCAGCAAUGAGCCUCACAUCAAACGCCCAAUGAAUGCCUUCAUGGUUUGGGCAAAGGAUGAGAGGAGAAAGAUUCUCCAGGCCUUCCCCGACAUGCACAACUCCAACAUCAGCAAGAUCCUCGGCUCACGCUGGAAAGCAAUGACCAACCUGGAGAAGCAGCCCUACUAUGAGGAGCAGGCUCGCCUCAGCAAGCAGCAUCUGGAAAAAUACCCAGACUACAAGUACAAGCCACGGCCCAAACGUACCUGUCUAGUCGAUGGCAAGAAGCUGCGUAUCGGCGAGUACAAGGCCAUCAUGAGGUCCCGCAGACAGGAAAUGAGGCAAUAUUUCAGUGUGGGGCAGCAGGGCCAGCUGCCCUUGUCCUCAGCAGGCAUGGUGUACCCAGGUGCCCUGUCCAUGACUGGAAUGCCCUCACCCCAGAUGCCCUCAGAGCAUUCAAGCAUGUCGAGCAGCCCCGAGCCCAACUCCAACCACCACCAGAACCCACAUAUGCCUGGCUUGAAGAGGGAUGAGCCACAUAUCAAGGAGGAGGAGCUACGGCUGGAUGACAGCAACGGCGACGUGUAUGAUGACUUUGACUAUGAGGACGAAGAGGCUGAUUACACCAGCGAUAACGAUAACCAUAUCACACAAUAGGAUGGCAUGAGAGCUGCCUACUUUUAAACAAAUCACAGCUGGUUAACCCCACAAAAUCCCAAUCCCACCAAUCAGGAAAAAAAAAAUU
Molecule: messenger RNA, 2563 nt
Organism: Monopterus albus (swamp eel)
Lineage: Eukaryota; Metazoa; Chordata; Actinopteri; Synbranchiformes; Synbranchidae
Gene: sox5
Product: SRY-box transcription factor 5
Exons: 15
Coding region: 121-2475 (784 amino acids)
Biological process (GO): regulation of transcription by RNA polymerase II; cell fate commitment; positive regulation of chondrocyte differentiation
Cellular component (GO): nucleus
Molecular function (GO): RNA polymerase II cis-regulatory region sequence-specific DNA binding; DNA-binding transcription factor activity, RNA polymerase II-specific
Source: RefSeq, a predicted model, not a curated record